Molecule: messenger RNA, 1617 nt
Organism: Triticum dicoccoides
Lineage: Eukaryota; Viridiplantae; Streptophyta; Magnoliopsida; Poales; Poaceae
Product: F-box protein At5g07610-like
Exons: 3
Coding region: 238-1392 (384 amino acids)
Molecular function (GO): protein binding
Source: RefSeq, a predicted model, not a curated record
UUCUCGCACACAGCUCUGACCUCUUCCUCUUCCCCUUCUCUGGUCCUUCACAGGCGGCGACCCUCGUUCGCCGGCGGCGAGCCAUCUCCUUCACCGCCGACGGGAAACAAGCUGCGCUAUCUGAGCUUAUUUCCUCCUCCCCGCUAGACCUCUCCCGCCAUGUAGCAACUGCCUUCUCCUAGUGCAGAUCACUAGACCGCAGUCCUGCCUGCAGUGGCAGUAAGUUAACAUAAAGACAUGGACCUUGACAAGGAAGUCACUGCUGCUAGGUUAACCGAUGAUCUAGUAGUCGAUAUCCUCUCUCGGCUGACGUACAAGUCUUUCUGCCGCUGCAAAUGUGCCUAUAAGGCCUGGUCCGCCUUCUCUGCUGAUCCAGACUACUGCAAGAAGCUGCCCAAAAAAGUAACCACUGGCCUUUUGUACCAAGGCCACAAUAAGUCUGCAAUCCCGCUUGUUAGCCUGUCCCAAGAUGAUGGAGAAAUCGAUGGAAUUCUUUCUGACGUGCCACAAUAUGAGCAUUUAGAAUUUCUUGACUGCUGCAAUGGUCUUGUUCUCUGUAAGUACAGGAGCAGCUAUACCUCUCCAGGCAUUUGUCGCUUUGUUGUGUGCAACCCAGCAACACGAGAGUGGAGGAUACUUCCUGACACUCAUGUUGGAACUGAUAGCCGUCGUGAUGCAACUAUUUUGGCAUUUGAUCCUUCAUGGUCACCACACUUCUAUGUCUUCAACUUUAAUCAGCAUUACCACAGUCCGAUGAGCAAACUUGAGAUCUUUUCUGAUGGGUCCAUGUGGCUUGUGGAUGAUAAAUGGGAUUCUUAUGUAAGUGUUUGUUGGAGAUCUCACUUAUUUCUUGAUGGAGUGUUGUAUGCGGAGACUACUGGACAAGACGUUUUGGUGUUUGGAGCCUUGAAGUUAAUGCGUGAUGGCAAACUUCCCUAUCAUCAGAUCAUUGAGAAGCCAUCUGACACUUUUUAUGUGGGUACUUUUACCCAUGGUUGCUUUGGCAAAUCUUUAGGGAACUUACACUAUGCGAUGCCAGAUGUGAGUGGUCACUCAAUCGUGAUUUGGACUCUAGAUGAAUAUGCUCAUGAUUGGUAUGUGAAGUGUCAUACUAGUAUGACAGAUGCAUUUGGAAGGGAUGACUUUGUUUACUAUGACAAUGGUGGCGAUGGUGGUGACCUCCACUGGUUUUGGAACUGUGAUUACUGGAUUCUUGCUCUCGAUUUGGAGAGAGACCUUGUUUUCCUCUCUGACCAGAAGACAAAUAAGCUUCUUUCUUACAACAUCAGCACCAGGGAACUCAAUGAGAUACGAGACCACUUUGAGCGGUUUCAAUACCAUGUCUAUGUACCAUGCUACUCAAAACUUCCAGCUCAAGAAUCUUCUGUGUAGUGAAUGACGUCUUCUUUUCUGUAUGCCAGCAGGACCAAUCCCUGUUUUAUAUGCUGAACCACCUUGUAAAUUACUAUGUUAGUCGGUGUUAUAAUGUGUGUCCAGGCCAAGAAACUUAAACUUUUUAUUUCGUUGGGAUGCCAGGUUUUUCUAUUAACCUAAAAUGUUACCAGCUUACUACCUUGUUUAAGUUCAGUAUAUGUAAGAUUACAUUGUCUUUUCUUA